UACUUCUAAACUUUUUACCGACUGUGUUAGAAGUUAGACUUUUGCCGACUGUGUUAGAAGGCUUGUAAGUCUUUGAAGGCUACAUUGUUGAAUGUUGAUUCUUCUCCUUAUUCUAACGUUAGACUUUUAGCCACUGUGUUUGAAGAUUUGUAAGUCAUUGUAGAAUUUGGAUCGUACAAUUGACUGUGAAGUUAGUACUAAACUACGAGUUGAUAGUAGUAAACAUUACCAUGUGCUUUAUACUAUGUAGUAGUGUACUGUUUGUAAUAUUUCGGAUUAGUGGAAGUACAGUUUGUCACCAAAAUGAGGUACCGAAUUCCGAUAUGACGAAAUCUUUACAGUAUGAGAAUAAAAUGAUUCAAAAAGCAAGAGAAAAGUGCAAUGUUAGUAUGCUGUCUGCCUCAGUUAGAAAUGAUACCUACUGUAAUCAAGUAUUUGAUGGUAUAAUGUGUUGGCCACCCACUGAAGCUGGUUCCUUAAGCAUACAGCCAUGCCCAAGUUAUAUGUACAAUUUACUACCAGACGGUAAUGCAUCCAGAACAUGUUUACGGAAUGGUGAGUGGUACGUUCAUCCGAUCUUUAAUAAAACAUGGACAAACUUAUCUGGAUGCUUUGACCCAACAAUGAAAUAUAACUCGCCAUCAGUCGUUCCUGCUAUUGUAAAGGAGCACAUGCGUUAUAUACAGAUUCUGUAUGAUGUUGGAUACAGUAUAUCAUUGUUGUCACUACUUGUAGCUGUCAGUAUCAUGCUGUAUUUUAGAAAUCUGCACUGCCAGCGGAACACGAUCCACAUCAAUAUGUUUGUCUCUUUCAUCUUCCGGUCGAUCAUAUGUCUGAUAAAGGACAGUUAUGUUCUCCCAGAAAUCAACAGUAUAUACAGUACAGACGAGAAUAAAAAUAUUCAAUCGUUUGGGCAGUCGGUGGGCUGCAAAAUUGUGUACACUUUCUUUUAUUACAUCUUGUCAACCAACUUUAUGUGGAUAUUCAUCGAGGGGAUCUACAUGCAUACAUUUGUCAUGUCUACAAAAUACAACGUGUCCUCCACCUUAUACAAGACGCUGCUGGUGUUUGGAUGGGGUGCACCGUCGACCUUUGUUAUCCCGUGGGUAAUUAUGAGGAUUAAACAUGAAAACACAUUAUGCUGGAGUACAAACGAUGUUGAUAAAGGAUACUAUUGGAUAAUAAAAGGACCAAUCACAGCCACAGUUGUUAUAAAUUUUAUAUUUUUUGUCAACAUAAUGAGAGUCUUAUAUACUAAAUUAACAGCAUCGCAUACAAGGAAUCCAUCUCGAUACAGAAAGUUAGCAAAGUCGACCUUGAUUUUAAUUCCAUUAUUUGGAGUGUAUUAUCUUGCCUUUAUUGCUGUGCCUGUAUGCAUGGAACCAAUAUUAGAAGUGAUAUGGUUGUAUACAGAAAUGUUCUUUAAUUCCUUUCAAGGAUUUGCAGUUGCAAUAUUGUUUUGUUUUAUGAACGAAGAGGUAAGAAGAGAAAUCCGAAAGGUCAAAAGAGAUCAUAAGUUACGACGAAACAGUCAUAUAUCAAACCGAUCUACGAGUAGAACAGUCGAACAGUUUUUUCAAAGUGAACAUGAUAAUAUAAUACUCGGCGCAGAGCCUAAAUCUACAAAUGUGCAUUUUGAACUUGAUGAAAAGUCAAGAAUUAUUCUUGAAAAAACGAAACAUUUGUUUAUUGAUGGGAAUGAUUCCAUAUUAAAUACGACGGUGAAUGGAAUACAUGUAAAUGGAGAGAAUUUAAACCUUGUCUCUCUCAAUGAUGGAACAAUUGAGUCAUGAACGUAUACAAUGAAAGAAUAAUUGAGUCAUGAACUUAUGCAAUAAAAGAAUAAUUGAGUCAUGAACUUAUGCAUUGAAAGAACAAUUGAGUCACAGACUUUUGCAAUGAAAGAACAAUUGAGUCAUGAACUUAUGCAAUGAAAGAACAAUUGAGUCAUGAACUUAUGCAAUGAAAGAACAAUUGAGUCAUGAACUUAUGCAAUGA
Molecule: messenger RNA, 1998 nt
Organism: Mytilus trossulus (common blue mussel)
Lineage: Eukaryota; Metazoa; Mollusca; Bivalvia; Mytilida; Mytilidae
Product: parathyroid hormone/parathyroid hormone-related peptide receptor-like
Exons: 13
Coding region: 231-1793 (520 amino acids)
Biological process (GO): cell surface receptor signaling pathway; adenylate cyclase-modulating G protein-coupled receptor signaling pathway
Cellular component (GO): plasma membrane
Molecular function (GO): G protein-coupled peptide receptor activity; peptide hormone binding
Source: RefSeq, a predicted model, not a curated record